This is a messenger RNA of Bombina bombina (fire-bellied toad), 9531 nucleotides long. RefSeq names its product TLR4 interactor with leucine rich repeats (gene TRIL). Gene Ontology annotation, molecular function: protein binding. The coding region runs from base 584 to 3259 and encodes 891 amino acids. The transcript has a single exon. NCBI's taxonomy places the organism in Eukaryota, Metazoa, Chordata, Amphibia, Anura, Bombinatoridae. The record is from RefSeq and is a predicted model, not a curated record.
UUUCCGCCAGUCCCUCGGAUCUACAACUUUUCUCUCGUUGCCUCUCCUAGACUUGUAGUUUCCAAACAAAAGAAAGUCCGCGUUCCUGGAUUUAUGUCCUGAAAUGAUAAUGCAGAAGUCACGGCAGCUCUUGGGACUCGCAUGAACAGAUGCUCCCGUGGAUAAACUGCGUGGAACACAAGCUUUGCUGAAAAGGUUUCUAUUGCAUUUACUGGAAACAAGCAGAGAGUAUGGAUAUUUACUUUAUCAGAGCUGCAAACUCUCACGGAGAUCGCUAGUGAGCUGCAGCAUACAGUGUAGGACUACAUUACUGCACAGGGAGAUGCAGCCAGCUGUUGUGACAAGUCACUUUGCUACAUCUGACCCAGCACUUAUAAGAUGCACUUGAAGUUUACUUGUAAGUGACAGCACAACACCUCGUUUUAUCACUCGUUAAAUUUAUAUUGAUAAAUGUCUUUGAUAUCGAUACUCUGAGUGAUGUAACAGUUGACGAGAUGCUGAUUGAGUGGUUCUGGCGCACACACAGGAACCCCUUGAAAGGGAGCUCGCAGCAAUAUAACCUGGGUAAAGUGCUUCAGGUGUCAUGGAACAGGCUGGCAUGAUACAGCUGUUAAUAUUGCUGGCUUGCAGUCUCUGCUGGAGUUUGGAGCACAGAUGCCCAGAGCCAUGCGACUGUCAGCACCUUCAGCAUAUUCUGUGCUCCAACAGGGGGUUACAUUCAGUGCCCAAAUCCAGCCAUUUUAUGAGCUCUAUUGGCACCAAAACCUUCAGCCUGGGGGGCAAUUUUAUCUCCAAUAUCAGUGCUGUGGACUUUCUUCAUUUCCCUCAGCUGCAGAGACUUGACCUGCAGUAUAAUCAGAUACACUUCAUUCACCAUAAAGCAUUUGAUAAGCUCACUCAUCUGGAAGAGCUAUACCUGGGCAACAAUCUCCUCCCUAGCCUGACCCCUGGUGCAUUUUCUCCACUCAGGAAACUUAAAGUGCUUAAUUUGAAUAGUAACAGGCUGCAUAAUGUUAGCAGAGCCUGCUUUUCUAACCUGCUGGGGCUAAUCAAGCUAAGGCUGGAUAGCAACAUUAUACAUAGCGUACAGGGCUCCCCCUUCUCUUCUCUCACCAAUCUGCUUUAUUUACACCUGGAGAACAAUAAAAUUGUAAACAUCAGUAAAAAUGCCUUUGUAGGGCUUGGGAAGCUACGUCUGUUGAGCCUAUCAGGGAACCCUCAGAUUUCUCUGCGACAUCCAACCUUUUUACCCCUGAGAUCUCUGAGCACCCUCAACAUUGCUGGCAAUCGUCUGCAGCAACUAGGACCUGAUAUAUUUAAUGGAUUACAACGCCUUUCCAGACUCAUUCUCAGCUCAAAUAGACUGACUCUGCUUCAUUCUAAGGCUUUUUUCGGACUUGGAUCAUUGCAAGAACUGCAUUUGGAUGGGAACUUGCUUAGCCAACUUCCAGAGGGUCUGCUAUUGCCACUGCACAAUUUGGAAGUGCUGAACCUGAGUCACAAUGCACUUUCCAGCUUGAACCCAGAAACAUUUAAUGGACUCGGUAGGCUUAGGGUCCUGGAUUUGCAACAUAACACAUUAAGCUAUCUACAUGGAAAGAUCUUCUCUGGAAACCCUGCCCUCUAUCGCCUGCAGUUGGAUGGCAAUCAAUGGAUCUGUGACUGCCAACUUUUGGGGCUGAAGCAUUGGAUUCUGGGAACUCUGCACCCUCGAAGCCGCAUGCUUUCUGUUUUUGUACAGUGCUGGGGUCCUCCUGAGGUUGCAGGGAAAUAUUUAGAUUAUCUGGAUGAUUCAUAUCAACAAGAGACAGGGGGGUGUAUUUCCAGCACAACCCCUGCAGGACAGGGACACAUGAUAUCUAACACCUCAGAGUACAAGGGUCUUUUAGUACACCAACCCAGAAAAGGGGACACAGAACUUAAAACUGAUGAUUUGCUGCUAUCCUUAUUUAUUCACCCAUCAGUAAAUUCUUCACUCCCCGAAUCAGUUGUAUCUAGCAAACAGGCUUCAGAAACUAAAGGCCCACAUGGAGCAAGCAGGCAACAAGGCAUAGACAUAUUUCAGAAAGAGAAAAGUAAAGAUUUAAUAGCUGCUUUUGAACCAUUGCAACAGCCCCAUCCUCCUGAAGUUAAACUAAAAUAUUUGCAGCCCAGCCAAUUGUACCCAUCACCUGAAAUGCAUAAUUUCAACACAUUCCAACCAGCAACUGAAACACUGAAUCAACUCCAUCUUAAGUCCCCAAGUAAUGAAUCUAAUAAAAGGCAUCAUAAAAAACCUGAUAGUGUGCCUAAGCAUCUUCCUGAUCACUUGCAAUCUCCAUCUGACUCACUGGGCCCAAUUCAUCCAGGAAUCCUAGAUGCUCCAUCUGGGCCCCCAUAUUUAGAUGGCCAAGCACCCAAGACAUUGAAUCAUGAUCCAACUACAGCUAUUUCACGACAGCAUGAUAAUCCAGUAGCAGAGACCUUGCACCAGCCUCACCAUGACCCACAACAUCCUUUAUUAGAAACUUUCCACCAUGGGCAAACUGAACGCAGACAGCCAGCAUCUGAGACAUUGCACCAGGCAGCCCCUGUCCCUUCUCUGCUCUCAGACCCAUGUGAGUUUAACAAGCUUUACCUGCUGAACCUGUCAGUUGAGGCUGUAGGUAGUAGUACAGCUCGGGUACGUUGGCAAGCCUUGAGCCCUCAUACUCGUGGGCCAGUACACUUUCGGGUGUUAUAUGAGCGAUUUGGACAGUCUGGACGAUUUCAACGCUUUGUAUAUCCACGUGGACACACAGAAUCAUUGACUUUGCUGGAGCUUACUGGAGACACUCCAUAUUUGGUUUGUGUAGAGAGCCUGAUUGGUGGUAGAGCAUGUCCAGUGGCCCCCAGGGACCAUUGUGUAGGGCUUGUAACAUUGCCUUCAGAGAAUAGUCAGCCUUCAGUGAACUACCAAAUGUUGGCCUUAGCUCUGCUUGCCCUCAAUGCAUUUCUGCUUCUCUUGGGAUUGGUGGCUUGGGGGUCCAAGUUGGCACGAAAAAAAUGGGGCCGCAGAAGGGCCCCAGUUCAUGUUCGACAGAUGUACUCUACUAGGCGACCUUACAGGUCUGUAGGUACUGGCGUAUCUACUGAUUUUUCAGGUUUUCAGUCCCACCGACCACGCACUGCAGUAUGUGCCCUGGGAGAGGCAGAUCUCAUAGAAUUUCCUGGUUGUGAUCGUUUCAGGGAAGCUACUAACAUACAUAGAGAGGAUCUAUUACAGAGAUUCACAGACUGAAUCAUAAAUAAUUUAUUCAGAUUAAUCUUUGAUUAACAUGUUCCUGCCUUCUGUUUAGCCCCCAAAAUAUUGUGGAUUUAAGGGGGGGGGGGGGUUGAGAAUACCGGAUAAUUAUUUUUUUGUGUGUCUUCAGAAAUAAGAGUAUCUGUUUGUAGGAGGUAGGCUGUCAUCAGUUAAAGGGACAGCAUAUAUGUUUAUUUAAGGAUUUGGUAAGAGUUUUAAUGCAGGACAUUAUGGUAAAGUAACUAACUAUAGUUCACAUAUCACUAAGUAGUAAAUAAGAGAAAUAGCCAGGUAGAGCUGGCUACAUUUUUCUAUUUGUUUUUUAAAUCUUGGUAAUAUGCUUUCAAUGCUCAGGCAAAGGAAUACUGAUUUAUUUAUUUUUUCAUUUAAAGGGCCCUAACAACGCUUUACAGCAUUCUAACUUCUAUGCAAAUUGUCUCUGUGCCAAGCAAACAGAAAAUAAAGUUUAUGGACAGGAUGCAUAAUAAACAAUGCAGACAGUUUAUACAUUCCCUCACUAUCUGCUUACAUGAGUUUUACAAACAUUUCCAGAUUGUUGUGGUAUUUUUUUUCUCAAGGCAUUAUUAAGUUGUAAUGUAACCAUAGAAAUGCCAGUCUUGGUUUUGUGGCCUGUAUAAACAAAACACAAUAAAUGCAUAAAAUCGCACUGCAGUAGUUGGUGCAUAAGACAAAAGCAAAUGAUGUAUCUAAUAAUAUUCUGUUAAUCUCAAAUGUAUCGGUUAAAUCACUCUUAGAAAUAGCACCAGUCCAUUUAUAUUUGUGUGUUUUAAAAGUAACAGGAUUCUUCAUCCAGGUCUGACUUGGAGCAAGUAGUGAUUCCAUACGGUCAGCCUGCACAUCAUGGUGUUAUUGAUGUUUAUCAAUAGGUUUUCUACCUGCAAAUUGUUAUUGGUAACAUAUACAAGGCUGUAAAUACCAUUAAUUACUAGGUUUUGUGUGUUUGUAGUAUAUAUAUAUAUAUAUAUAUACACAUAUAUAUAUCCUUGUGCAACAGGUUAUUUAAAGUAGGGCCAGUAAUGACUUGUUAUACUAGCUGCAGAGUUUAAAGGGACAGGGUACACACAUUUUCAUAUAACUGCAUGUAAUAGACGUUACUAUAAAGAAGAAUACACACAGAUACUGAUCUAAAAAUACUGUAUAAAACAUUUUUAAAAAUUACUUAAAGGGACAUGGAACUCAACAUUUUUCUUUCAUGAUUUAGCUAGGACAUAGAAUUUUAAACAACUUUCCAGUUUACUUCUAUUAUCAAAUUUGUUUCAUUUUCUUGGUAUCAUUUGUUGAAGGAGCAGCAAUGCACUACUGGCUUCUAAUUAAACACAUGGGAGAGUCAAUGACAAUGGGUGUAUAUAUAUGCAGCCACCAAUCAGCAGCUGGAACCUAGGUUCUUUGCUGCUCCUGAACUUACCUAGAUAAACCUUUCAGCAAAGGAUAACAAGAGAAGGAAGCAAAUUAAAUAAUAGAAGUAAAUUGGAAAGUUGUUUAAAAUUAUAUUAUCUGUCUGAAUCAUGAAUGUCUAAUUAUUACAUUACUAUCCCUUUAAAGCGACACUCAAGUAAAAAUUAAGCUUUCAUGAUUCAGAUAGAGCAGUAUUUUUUAAACAACUUUCCAAUUUACUCCCAUUAACAAAAUGUGCGCAGUCUUUUUAUAUUUACACUUUUUGAGUCACCUGUUCCUACUGAGCAUGUGCAAGAAUUCAACUUUCCAAAUUACUUCUAAUAUCUAAUUUGCUUAAUUUUUGUUGAAAAGCAUAUCUAAAUGGGCUCACUAGCUGUUGAUUGGUAGGUGCCUCGUGUGAUUGGCUCACCCAUGUGCAUAGCUAUUUCUUCAACAAAAGAUAUCUAAAGAAUUAAGCAAAUUAGAUAAUAUAAGUAAAUUGGAAUGUUGUUUAAAAUUGGCAUUCUCUAUCAGAAUCAUGAUUGAUAGAUUUUGGUUUUCAUGUCACUUUAAGCCCUAAAAUACAAGAGAAGGCUGAGACACAGCACUACAACUAGCAGCCAUGUGGAUUAUACAACCUCCUAAUGUUUCAAUUAUGAAGUAUAUGCUUAACAAAAUUGUUCAAUUGGACCUGGUGGUGCCUUAUUAUUUUAGUAUGUAGCUGUUUCUACAACUGCCAAUGUACUGGUUACAAAUCUUGUAUGUACACCUGAACCUACUAAUUGCUCUUUUAAUCUCUGUUUCAGAACUAGAAAGAAAAAACAAAUCACAUUUGCAAACAUACAAAAUGAUCUAACUAGCAGUAAGUUAUGUUUACUGUCACACAUUUUACCAUUACAUAAUUGUUACUGUGUCACAUUAGAACUAAUUUUGUUUUUAAACCCCUUUGCACUACAAACGUCCUACUGUAUUUUAAAGGAAAUGUUACCUAGGCAGUUUCCUCUUCAGGAAGUAUUUUUUGAUUGUGGUUAUGACAUGCGGAAAAUGCACUUUGAACUAUACAUUUCCUUUUUUAAUUUCCCUGAUUUCCAUGCUGACUAGCUGCCUUUUUACCUUUAUCAAGAAGAAAAUACAACAUUCUUAACAUCCAAUCAAAAAUCACACCAUUAAAAAAAACAAAACAAAAACUUAAUGGGUAAUUCUGAUUGGAUGAUUUAUAAAUGUUUUCUAAAAAUAAUAUAAAGUAUGUGCAUUACUUCCUGUUUGACUCAGGACUUACAUAAGUAAAUCAGUGGCACAUCUUUUUUGUAGGUAUCAGAAGCAGUUGUAUCUUCUGCAUUUCUAAAAGCUGCAAGGUAAAUGUUUUUACAGUUACACAUUUUGUCUGAGUUUUUGUAGCUUAAAGGGAUAUGAAUUACACAUUUUUUCUUUUAUGAUAGAGCACAUGAUUAUAAACAACUUCUAUUAUCUAAUUAGCUUUGAUCUCUUGCUAUCCUUUGUUGAAAAAGGAUACCUAGGUAGGCCCAGGAGUAGCAAAGCCCUACUGGGAACUAGUUGCUGAUUGGUGGCUGCACAUAUAUGCCUGAUGUGUUCAGUUAGCUCCCAGUAGUGCACUGCUCAUCCUUCAACAAAGGAUACUAAGAAACAAAGCAAAUUUGAUAAUUGAAGUAAAUUGGAGAGUUGUUUUUAAAUGUUAUUAUCUAUUUGAAUCAUGAAAGAAACAUUUUGGGUUUCAUGUCUCUUUAAACUGUUGAUGAGUCUUACAUAAGUAAUGAGUUUUUAUGUCCCACAUAAUGAAGAGAUAAAACAGUAUAAAGAUAUUGUUUACAGAUUUGGUACUUUAUAAUGUUGUAGGUCAAUUAUUGUUUAAAAAGAUAGAUAAUGCCUUUAUUACCCAUUCCCCAGUUUUGCAUAACCAACACUGUUAUAUUAAUACACUUUUUACCUUUGUGAUUACCUUGUAAGCCUAUACAGACUGCCCCCUUAUUUCAGCCAAUUAGUGCUGAUUAAUGCAUAACUCCACGGGAAUGAGCACAAUGUUUGGCACACAUGAACUAGCACGAUGAACUAGCACUGUCUAGCUGUAGAAAGCUAAUAAAAUGAACUGAAAUAAGGGGCCUUCAAUGGCUUAGAAAUUAGCAUAUGAGCCUACCUAGGUUUAGCUUUCAACAAAGAAUACCAAGAAAACAACGCAAAUUUAUUUAUAAAAGUAAAUUGGAAAGUUGUUAAAAAUGGCCCUAUCUGACUUUAUUUUGACUUUACUGUCUAUUUAACAAACCCAUAACAUGGGAAAAAAAGCAUAAUUGACUUCCAAAGUAUAAGUGUACCAGUAUGGCUACUUGGAAUGAUGUAGUAUGUGUAUAUGAUAUAUAGCUUAUAAAAUAAUAAAACUAUAAACAAUAAAUUAUAUAUUAAGCAAAUUAAUUAGCAAUCACUUAAAUCAGCUCUACUGCACCAAAAAAGUAACUCUAGCAUCUUAUAGAACAAUCCUAAGCAAACACAAAAAGAAUAGUUUAGCACACAGAUUAACAGUGGGACUAACCAGUAAUACAAUGGAUACUUCUGGAUGGCUGCUUAGUUUCCUUAUAGUGCAGUAUUUGUGGUUUGUUGUUUAAUUACUAAUAGAAGAAGAUAAUCAGAUUUAUGUAGAAUAAACCCUUUACAACUGAGUAUCCCUGACCUGACUUGACUAACAGAUUGUCUUUCUGGUUUUUUUUUCUUCAGCAGACAGAACCUUAUCUCUGGACUGAUUCCAUUUUUGUGUCUCUUCUCAUUUUGAAAAUAAUAAUGAUAGUAAUAAGGAGAAUAUCAUUUUUAUUCCACUGCUGGUUACAGACUUUUGUGCAUGAAGCUUUAUCUAUGUUGGUUUACACAGAUAAUGUUUCCCUAUGUCCCAUGUCUAAUAAAUUAUAGUCUUAUAUUAUUGUCUAGAGUACAUUUACACUACUAAGGGGUAUUUCUGAAACUAUUAAGAUUUUCACAAAAUAAUAAAGAUGAGAAACAUUCCUUUAGCAGUUCUGGGACAGGGUCUGUGCUUCUCUGCUUGAGAACAGGUGAGGCUUAUCAGAACCUUACUGUAAGGGUCUCAUUUCAGCAAUACCCUUGCUAAAAUGCAUGUGUUUUACAAGGUAUAUUUAGGUUUAAAGGGACAGUGUACUGUAAAAUUUGUUUUCCUUAUGGAGUUACCAAUGACUUAGAAUACCAGCUGAAGAGUAUUAAAUGUAUGGGGAAUAGCUUAUUUUUUUUGUAUUUGAAGUAAUUGGUUUAGCUCAUUGAAACCACCAUCCAUUAUUCCCCAGAACACCCCCGUUCAUAUGGACUGAGCCUUCAGGGAAUACAGACCUGGAUACUGUGUCUUUCUAUAAUCAAAGCCCAAUCAUUGAGUACUGAAAUGUUUAUUAUGGGAGGUGGUUUCAUUGAGCAAAACUAGCUAUUUCAUUUGUAAGAAUAAACAAAUGAAACAUUUAGAGAAUGUUUAAUACUAUGCAGAAGGUAAAGUUAUUAGGAACACAUUAAGGAGAGAAAAAAUACAAAACAAAGUCCCUAAAAUACACAUUAGUGCCUUUAUUCUACUCACUUUCGUCAAUGUUAGGCAGGUAUCAGAACAGAAAUUGCUUGCAGGUGGCUGAGGUGGUAUUGUAAUAUAUAAUGUGUUUUAUAUUCAGUUAUGUUUUCCUGUUCUUACCUUUCAUUUUACAGCAGCAAUAAUACAAUAGGUAAAACAUGGUGAUAAAAAGAUGUAAUUAUACGCUGUGCUAUUUGUAAAAAGGAUAUUUGUGUUAACCCAUCUAUUUAUCACCAGCAGAGAGCUGUGAAGACUGUAAGGCUGUUUUGUGAAAUUCCAUCCAUAUCUCAAUAACUUAGUAAACAUAAAUUGUUUAUAUAUUUCUUUAUUCCUUUUUGUAUUUCAUUUGUGUUAGUAAUGUUUUUUUUUUAUUAAUAAUUAUUAUAAUUUAAUUAUUGUUUUAGUACAAUCACAUUAAAAUAAGCCAUAUUUUUUUUUUAAAGAAAUAUCACAACAUUUGUAUUUUAAAAGUGGUUAAAAAAUAAAUACCGAUUGAAAAGGUAAAAAGAAAAUAUAUAAUGCACAUGCACAACUGAUACUGUAUCAUCUACCAUAAAUUGGUUUAUGAAGACAACAACCAUAACUUUAUUGAUUGAGAGGGACAAACCUCUGCAAAUAUUAAAAUAAAAGGCAGUUUGAUUCAGUAAAUUUGCUUCUUAUUAAAAAAAAAUGUUAUAACACUCUCCUAUAGACUGAACAGAAAUGCCUUUUCGGAUCAUUUAAAUAGACAAAGUUGCAGCUAGUAUUUGGGUGCAAAUGAAAUGUGAAUUAAAUAUCCAUUUAAAUGCAAACAUAAACAUAUACUGUGAAAAAACUAGGCCUGGACAGAUUUAGUCACUGUAGUACAAUUAAUAUUGGAGUUGUGUCCUAUAUAUUAAUACUAUUUUCUUUGCUAAAUAUGUCUUAUUGAAUAUGAUGUAAGCGGAAUGUUUAGUCAUGUGUUUGUGCGCUAUAUGAAGUCACAUGGUGUAGUGAUUCAUGUAGAUUAUUGGUGCUUAUGCUUUGUCUUCCUGCUACUCGAGUUCCUAUUGCCAACUCUUUAGUCUUCCACAUCUGUACAUAGUAAUGGUGCUUUAGUGGAAGAUCAUAUGUAUAUUAAUAUCCAACAGAAAUACCAUAGAAAAACCACUAAAAUUGAAAUGUACAUUAUAUUGCUGCAUAUUAAUGCCUAGCACUGGGUAUUCUUCCAAUGGGAGAUGCAAAAAUGUAAUUUUUUUUUUGUUAUAUGAUAUUUUGUAAAAUAUAAUAAAAUGGUGUUUGAACUUGCCAAUUAUUUUCUUCAUGAAAUUAAACUUUUUGUUACAAACUA